UCUUUCCUGACUCCUCCACCACUCAACCCCUUGGAGACCAGGCAACCACUUAACACAUGGUGAGAUGAGGGGCAUUGAAGACACCAGGCAGCGAUGGAACUCCCUGUUUCGCGACAAUCAGACCCCCUCUGACCUCCGAGCAGCAUUCAAAUCCGAACAAGGGGACGAACUAUGCAACGAUGGACUUAGAUCGAUUUGUUGGAAGGCAUGCGUUUUGUAGCCAUUCUCAACUGGCUAUCCGCUUACCUGAGCGCAGGCAUUCCUGCUCUUCGACAACCUCGACCGCACACAAUGGCCGCAGAAGAUCUCCGAAUCGCGGAGCGCCUACGAUGCCCUGAAGGCCCAUUUCUUGAAAUACAUAAACCACCCCGACGAUUUGGAGUCGACGGUAGACCCACUGGCGGAUGACGAAGAGGUAUGCCUCGUGUGCUUUUCUUGGUUUUGAUGUGCUCGAAUCCACUUCUGACGGUCUCUCCGCAGUCCCCUUGGCAGACACUUCGACGCGACGAACAGAUGCGGGCAGAUAUAUCGCAGGAUGUCGAUAGGUGUUUGCAAGAGAACUUCUUCUUUCGGGAACCAGCUACGAAAGAGAAAAUGAUCGAUAUUCUCUUCAUCUAUUCCAAGCUUAACCCCGAUCUUGGGUACCGCCAAGGCAUGCAUGAGCUAUUGGCGCCUAUCUUGUGGGUGGUCGACAAAGAUGCGGUUGGAACAAAGUCACUCGAAGGAACAGGCUCGACGGGGGAAGACGACGACUUUCUCGUGCAACUUCUGAGUUUGGAGUAUGUAGAACACGACUCAUUUACAUUGUUCUGCUCGGUCAUGCAAAGUACUCGGUCAUAUUAUGAGCACAAUAGACACCGAUCCGCGAACGGCCAGAUGGAUGUCGUGCCAAUCGUGAACCAAUGCCACCAUAUUCACAACGAACUCCUGAUGACUACAGAUCUAGAAUUGGCGGAUCACCUACAAGCGCUGGAGAUCUUGCCGCAGAUAUUUCUCACUCGUUGGUUGCGUUUAUUGUUCGGUCGCGAGUUUCCAUUCCAAGACGUACUGGUGGUUUGGGAUGUCCUCUUUUCCGAAGGGUUGCGGCCGGAACUCAUUGAUUUCGUAUGCGUUGCGAUGCUGUUACGCAUUCGCUGGCAAUUACUCGAAGCCGAUGCUUCGACGGCUUUUACCGUGCUGCUCCGCUACCCCUCUCCUCACCCACAUGAACCACAGAGCUUCGUGCGCGAUGCUGUCUAUCUAGAGCAGAACCCCACACCGGACAGAGGGGCUUUUAUUAUCUCCAAAUAUUCGGGGAAACCGCCAGACUCUUCCAAGCGCUUCAGUCAGUCGCAUUCCCGGUCCUUCUCAGGAAUCAAGUCUCACCUUCGCGGCGAUCUAUGGGAUACAAGUGAGGGAAGCUCUCCUUCGAGGUCACCCGCAAGAGAUAGUCCCAAGGGAUUGGAAGCAUUGUUCCAGGAUGUUUCGGAAGGUAUUCAACGACGCACGGAGUCAUGGGGCGUUGCCAAGGCUGUUCGAGGAGCCGUGAGUGAAGCCAAAAAGAAUAUGCAGACGAUCCAAGCAGAGCACUAUUCUCGUCAAAGAUACGAUGAGGCUUCUUCUGCUCACACGUCUGGUGCAUCAUACACGCACGAUUCAGACGCCGUCGUCCACCUGAAGACCAAAGUCGAAGCCUUGGAGGCGCGAAAUCAAAUGCUCGCAAAGACUUUAAGCCAAGCCUUGAAUGACAUACGGUCGCGAAUGAUGAAAGCCGAAGGGCUGGAUACAACCACUGCCGAUACCGUGAAACAAGCUCUCACCAAAGUGCAAUCGGUCCAAACCUGUCUCGAGAACCCUUCCAGUCCUUUGGCCUCUGGUGUUCGAACUCCCAAUGCAGCUGCAGAUACGGAUUCAGACAAGAUAUCGGCCGCACUUCCACUUGGAGGAGGUAAACCGGAAGACGAGACAAGCAGUAGCAACAAGUCUCCCCCGGUUGCCGCCGAGCCACUUGCUAAGUCGCCCACUUCGCCCGUGGCGAAUGACUUCAAGAGCCGUAGUCGCCCUCACAUACCAUCUUCGAUGCCAUUGCGACACGCAACACGUCCAUCUCUUGCGGAUUCCGAGUUCUCUUGGAUGCUGGGUGGUAACCGGCAUCUCUCCAGCUUUGUGAGUCCGGCAUCGGUACCGCCCGAGCAAACUCGGCACGGCGAGACGAAAGGCAAACCGAACAAUCUUUUCGGCAACGGAGACGACGAGCUGAGAAGAGCCGAUGCCGAUCUUGAUGGAUUGGCAUUGAGGAGUCUCCGGGGGCCGAAAGGUGGGGAAUAGAAGGGUCCAUGUUUCUUUUUUCUUCCCCUUGACACCCAUCUUGAUAUACCCGCGUUCGUAUACGCAACUUUCUUUAGAAGGCGAGAAACUCAUGUCGUUAUGAAUAGAGACUAGACUCCGCAGUCAGAUCUACGAAAUGCUUUCUUUUA
Messenger RNA from Aspergillus melleus, 2456 nucleotides. Its product is annotated as GTPase-activating protein GYP6. The coding region runs from base 418 to 2307 and encodes 629 amino acids. NCBI's taxonomy places the organism in Eukaryota, Fungi, Ascomycota, Eurotiomycetes, Eurotiales, Aspergillaceae. Gene Ontology annotation, molecular function: GTPase activator activity. The transcript has 4 exons. Gene Ontology annotation, biological process: activation of GTPase activity. The record is from RefSeq and is a predicted model, not a curated record.